AUGCCUGUAGUAACUUCUUCACAACUCGCAAAGCUUCAGUCUCGUCCAGAGAAUAUACGCAAUAUUUGUAUCCUUGCUCACGUUGAUCAUGGAAAAACUACACUGUCUGACUCUCUCCUUGCCUCCAACGGUAUUAUUUCGAACAAACUUGCCGGAAAAGUCAGAUAUCUUGACAGUCGUGAAGAUGAACAAGAGAGAGGAAUUACUAUGGAAGCUAGUGGCAUUUCUUUGUACUUCCAAGUAUUGCGUAAAGCGGAAGAAGUGGGCGCAGAAACUGUCACAAAUUCUCAUGAAUAUCUUAUAAAUCUUAUUGAUUCUCCUGGACAUAUUGAUUUUUCCAGUGAAGUGUCGACAGCAUCAAGAUUAUGUGAUGGUGCAUUAAUUCUUGUGGAUGCUGUUGAAGGCAUCUGUUCGCAGACUCAUACUGUACUUCGUCAAGCUUGGAUCGAGAAUGUUCGACCUGUGCUUGUCCUUAAUAAGCUUGAUCGUUUAAUCACCGAACUUAAAUUGACACCUAUGGAAGCAUAUAUUCAUCUUAAUAAAAUACUUGAACAAGUAAAUGCUAUCGUGGGUACUUUCUUUGCAGGCGAUGUACUUGAAGAAGAAACGAGACGGCAUGAUGCUGAAAAGGAAAGGUUAUUACGCGAAGGGGAAAUUUCCGAAAUAGAAAAGAGUAUAUCAGAAGCGUCAUUGGACGAUCGUGACGACUCCAGUAUAUACUUUACACCCGAAUCCGGAAACGUAAUCUUUUCAAGUGCCAUAGAUGGGUGGGGAUUCAGAGUGGAACAAUUUGCAGAUAUUUACGCUUCGAAACUUAAUAUUAAGGUGAAUCUGCUUCGAAAAAUUCUUUGGGGUGAUUAUUACCUUGAUCCGAAGACGAAACGUAUUUUGCAGAAUAAACAUUUGAAAGGUCGUCAUUUGAAACCGAUGUUUGUUCAAUUUGUGCUUGAUAAUAUAUGGACUAUUUAUGAUGCUGUUAUUUUAAACAACAAUCGAGAAAAAAUUGAAAAGAUUGUAAAGACACUGAAUCUCAAAAUUCUUCCAAGAGACAUGCGUUCUAAAGAUACAAGAACUUUAUUGACCUCAAUGUUUUCUCAGUGGUUGCCACUCUCCACUACGGAGUUCAACAGAAUCGUAGAAAAUGAACAACCCAAAUUCGAAGCAAUCAAUGAGACAUUUAUUGGUUUUGCACGUCUAUAUUCUGGCACUAUUCGAGUUGGUCAAAAACUCUUUGCUCUUAAGCCAAAAUAUGACCCCAUAUACCCGGAAAAUUAUUGCACCGAAUUUACGGUGCAAAGUCUUUACAUGUUGAUGGGACGAGAACUUGAAUCGCUUCAGGAAGUUCCCGCAGGAAAUGUGUUUGGGAUUGGUGGGCUGGAGGGUCACAUCUUAAAAAAUGGUACCUUGAGCAGUACUAAAUCAUGCAAGACUUUGGCUGGGGUAGCGCUUGAAUCUGCACCUAUUGUUCGUGUGGCGCUUGAACCUACAGAACCAUCUGAAAUGUCGAAGCUGAUUGAAGGUCUUCAUCUUCUCAAUCAAGCUGAUCCGUGUGUCGAAAUUCUUGUCCAAGAAACCGGUGAACACGUAAUUCUCACUGCUGGCGAAGUUCAUCUUGAGCGUUGUCUCAAAGACUUGAAAGAUAGAUUUGCAAAGAUUGAAAUUCAAGUUUCUCCUCCAAUUGUCCCAUUCAGAGAAACAAUUGUACACUCACCAGAAACGCACUCUGUCAAAGAUAAAGAUCCCAAUAUCCUACAUGGCCUAAUUACAUUAUCAACAACAAAUAAAUACUGUACUCUUAAAGUACGUACAGUACCAUUACCUUCUAACGUGACCUCAUUCUUGAACGAGAAUGCAAUCACAGUUAAAGCCAUGUUAGAAGAACGACAAUGGCGCAAUAAGGCUGAUAUUUUGUCCGGAGAGGAGGAUGAAGAGGCAUUAAAAGAGGUGGCGAUUAAAAAGGAACGGGUUUUACAGGCUGAAGAGUUCUUUGAGCUUUUGGAAGCAGAGUUUGAGAAAGCUCCGGAUAAGGAUAUUUGGAAAGAUGUUGUUGAAAAUAUAUGGGCUUUCGGUCCGAAGCGCGUUGGUCCUAAUCUUUUAAUUAACCGUGUAUCUAAUUACACUCGAAAAUCGUGGCGCGGAACUCUCAUCGACUCGAAACUCUCCAACACAUUAAUCUCAACACAAGAUGAUAGCCUAGAAAUUCCUGCAGAAAAUAAAAAUACUACUAGCGAGCAACUGACAAUAAGAGACUUCGAAGAAGCUGUUCAUACAGGGUUUCAAUUGGCUACCAAAGCUGGUCCACUUUGUGCCGAACCGCUGAUGGGAGUCGCAUAUUUUGUCGAGGAUUUUCUAAUAGAUACUGAAAAUACAGGUUUGGAACCAUCAGAGGUGCGCUCUAAAAUAGGUGGUCAAGUAAUGACCACCAUGAGAGAUGCGUGUCGACAAGGAUUCUUGGAAUGGUCACCAAGAUUAAUGUUGGCAAUGUAUUCGUGUGAUAUUCAAGCUACAACUGAGGUUCUUGGCAGAGUUUACGGCGUAAUAUCUCGGCGACGUGGUCGAAUCACCUCGGAAGAGUUAAAAGAAGGCACUCCGUUCUUUGAAGUCCAUGCUCUUAUGCCAGUUAUAGAAAGUUUCGGAUUUGCUGAUGAAAUAAGAAAAAGAACUUCUGGUGCUGCUAGUCCUCAAUUGAUAUUUAGCGGAUUCGAGAUGCUUGACGAAGAUCCGUUUUGGGUGCCGACUACUGAAGAGGAGUUGGAAGAUCUCGGGGAAAAGUCCGAUCGUGAAAAUCUUGCUAAAAAGUAUAUGGAGAAAGUUCGUAAAAGAAAGGGCAUGUUUGUUGAGAAAAAAAUCGUAGAACAUGCGGAAAAACAACGGACGAUCAAGAAACGAUAA
Messenger RNA from Ambispora gerdemannii, 2892 nucleotides. The record is from the annotation of a GenBank genome assembly. Lineage: Eukaryota; Fungi; Glomeromycota; Glomeromycetes; Archaeosporales; Ambisporaceae.